Messenger RNA from Chrysemys picta bellii (western painted turtle), 1391 nucleotides. Lineage: Eukaryota; Metazoa; Chordata; Testudines; Emydidae. The record is from RefSeq and is a predicted model, not a curated record.
UGCAGGUGGCGCCAUCGGCUGCUCGGCACAGCGAUGGGAAGGAGCUGGGCUGGGUGCUCUUGGUUCGGACGGGGCUCCCCAGCCUGGCCUGCGGCUCUGCAGAUCCCUGCGGCGGACGAGCCCCUCCGGAGUGCCUGCCCCCCGGUCGUCCCUGCCUGGUGCCUGGGGAGCAGGGCAGGCCCUGACCCUCACCCCUGAGCAGCCCCGCCCCAUGGACCUUGCCCCCCCCCGGCUCUGCCUCCCAUCCGUCCCCAGCGCUUGGAGCGGGCGCCAUGGCAACGGCUGCAGGCAGCGCGGAGGCAGCCCUGAGCGAGUGACGAGCCGCCGGCGCUGGCACCUGGGCACAGGCGAUGGGCAGCGGGCGUGUGGUGCUCUGGGCCCUGCCUGCCUGCAGCUGAGGGGAGCCCCCGGCCCCCAGCCCAGCCACCAUGGUGAUGUCCCAGGGCACCUACACCUUCCUCACCUGCUUCGCCGGCUUCUGGCUCAUCUGGGGCCUCAUCGUCCUGCUCUGCUGCUUCUGUAGCUACCUGCGGCGCCGCGUGAAGAGCCAGCAGGAGGAGCGGCUGCGGGAGCAGAACCUGCGCGCGCUGGAGAUGGAGCCGCUGCACUACGAGGGCUACUCGGGCAGCCCCCCCGGCAUGGCCAUGGCCAUCCCUCCCCGGCUGCGCAUGGAGCCGCGCCACCCCCCCGGCCCGCCCCCCCGGCCCUGGAGCUACAGGCACGAGUCGGAUCUGUCCAAGCCCCCGUGCUACGAGGAGGCGCUGCUCAUGGCUGAGCCGCCACCGCCCUACAGCGAGGUGCUCAUGGACACGCGGGGGCUAUACCGCAAGAUCAACGCCCCCUUUCUGAGCCACGAGCGCCCCGAGAAACAGGAGCAGCCCCCCAGCUACAAGCCCCUCUUCCUGGACCGAGGUUACAGCACAGCCCUGCACCUGCCCAGCUCUGCCAGCCAGGGCCCGGCCUUCUACCUGGAGGCCGAGCGUGCCCAGCGCAUGUUCCCCAGCUGGAUGGACUCCGAGCUCAGCAGCAGGGACACGUAUGAACCUGGGGCCUGGCACCUCCCUGUCUCCAUGCCCUUGUUUGGCAGGACUACGGCGGUUUAGGGGCCUGCCGGGCAGAGUGCCACACUGGAGCCUGCAUGGACUGGGGCUGCAGCAGGGCCUGCCUGAUCCGAAGCUGCCCGUUCUCCUUGGGAGCCCGCCCUGGGCCCCACCUCAGGGCUAGUGCAAACCCUGCCUGGACAAUGUGAAGCGCUGCCUGCUGCGGCCAGUGUGUGAGGGGCUGGUCCCCAUCUCGCCCUUGGUGCUGACUGGGGCUCCGAGCAGGCCCUGCACUCGGCUCUUUCCUAGUUUGUUUGUUACAGUUUGAGAAUAAAAGUUUGUGGCACCAGA